AAACAUCCGCCCUGUCUGCAUCAGCAUCAGCCGGUGCAGCUGGGACGAAAGGCACCUGAUGUGGGCUUCUCCUCGUAUCUAAAAUGGACAGUUUGCAGGCAGGAGAUCCGCGGUAUCUGAAAAGGAGAGUGAAGGGCUGCACCCUCGAUGUCCACCCGACUGAGAAAGCCCUCGUGGUUCAGUAUGAGGUGGAGGCGACGAUCCUGGGGGAGCUCGGGGGCCCGAUGGUUGGAGAACGCAAAGAGUGUCAGAAAUUGAUUCGCCUGAAAAGCUUGAACGCCCACACAGAUACGUCCUCUCUGGCCCGGAAGGUUGUGGAGGAAUGUCGUCUGAUUCACCCGUCGAAACUCCGCGAGGUGGAGCAGCUGCUCUUCUAUCUGCAAACCCGCAAACAGUCAAACGACAACCAGGAGAAGAAACGCAUCUCACCUCGAGACUUCACACCUUAUGCAGGAGUGGAGUUGGACGAAGAGGCGAGCAUCAACAGCAUCGAUGAGUACGUGGAGCUGCUUUAUGAAGGCGUCCAGGAGAAGAUCAGAGGAGCUACACUCAUCUUCCAGCUGGCUCGUAACCCUGACAACCUGGAGGAACUCUUACAGAACGAGACGGCCCUCGGAGCCCUGGCCAGAGUUUUGAGGGAGGACUGGAAGCAGAGUGCGGAUCUGGCAACAACCAUCACUUACGUCUUCUUCUGCUUCUCCAGUUUCUCCCAGUUCCAUGGCCUGGUCACACAUUUUAAGAUUGGGGCCCUGUGUAUGAACAUCAUCGAGCACGAGCUGAAGAGGCAUGACCUCUGGCAGGACGAGCUGCAGAAGAAGAAGAAGGCCUAUGAAGAAUCUUCUGAGAACCAAAAUCUGAAGAAAGAACACGAGAAGUCUUUCAGAAAGUACCGGAGUCUUCUGAACAAGCAGGAGCAGCUUCUCAGAGUCGCUCUGUGUCUGCUGCUGAACCUGGCCGAAGACACCCGCACCGAGCUGAAGAUGAGGAACAAAAACAUCGUCCACAUGCUGGUGAAGAUCCUGGACCGGGAGGACGAGGAGCUGCUGCUGGUGGUGGUCUCCUUCCUCAAGAAGCUCUCCAUCUUCCUGGAGAACAAGAACGACAUGGCUGAAGCGUUCGCCGUGGAGAAGCUGGCUCGGCUGCUUCGCCCCGAGCACGAGGAGCUCCGGAGCACCACCUUACGCCUCCUGCUCAACCUCUCCUUCGACACGUCGCUGCGCGGCCAGAUGGUCCAGACGGGACUCGUUCCCAGACUCUCCUCGCUGCUCGCUGACGAGGGCCAGAGACAGCUCAGCAUGUGCAUUCUGUACCACAUCAGCAUGGACGACAGAUUCAAGUCCAUGUUUGCCGACACAGACUGCAUACCGCAGCUCAUGAAGAUGGUGUUCGACUGUGGGGAGGACAAGAUGGAUGUUGAGCUCAUCUCACUCUGCAUCAACCUGGCUGCUAACAAGAGUAACGCUCAGGUGAUCUGUGAAGGUAACGGUCUGAAGAUGCUGAUGAAGCGCGCUGUGAAGCUAAAGGAUGUGUUGGUGAUGAAGAUGAUCAGAAACCUUUCUCAGCACAACGGGCCCACCAAAAGCCUCUUUCUGGAUCACGUUGGUGACCUGGCGGCUCAGAUCAGCGAGGACGAGGCUGAGGAGUUUGUGAUCGAGUGUCUGGGCACGCUGGCCAAUCUGACCAUCCCCGACCUGGACUGGGCGCUGGUCCUCAAGGAGUACAACCUGGUGCCCUUCCUGAAAGACAGACUCAAACCAGGUUCUGCUGAGGAUGACCUCAUCCUGGAGGUGGUGAUCAUGAUUGGCACGGUGUCCGUGGAUGACUCUUGUGCAGCCACGCUGGCCAAGUCCGCCAUCGUUCCCGCUCUCAUUGAGCUGCUCAAUGCCCAACAGGAGGACGAUGAGUUUGUGUGUCAGAUCGUCUACGUCUUUUAUCAGAUGGUCUUUCACAAAGCCACCAGAGACGUCAUCAUCAAGGACACGCAAGCCCCUGCUUACCUGAUCGACCUGAUGCAUGAUAACAACGCAGAAAUCCGCAAAGUCUGCGACAACACGCUGGAUAUCAUCGCUGAAUAUGACGAGGAGUGGGGGAAGAAGAUCCAGACCGAGAAGUUCCGCUGGUACAACGGUCAGUGGCUGGAGAUGGUGGAGAACCGUCAGAUGGAUGAAGCAGAGGAGCCCUUCCUGUACGGGGAGGACGGAGAGUCCUUCAUCGGGAACGGAGACAUCCUGGAGGGACCCGACCUGUUCUACAGCGCCGACGGGAUCAUCUCAGCAGACGGAGCCAUCAGCCCGGAGUUCUACACCGACUUCCUCAAUGGAGAGCUGGGACAGACUGGAUACCUGGGCAGUGCGUCAGAGCAGUUCGUCUCGGCCGAUCGACCCAUCAGCGCCUACGGCUUCCGCCCCGACGAACGGCUGUUCUACAACUACAGCACCGCCUCCCGGUAAACCUGCGGCACACUGACUCGCACGCACACCGUACAAACGCCGGUACCCGCCGAGCGCUGCGGCAGCUGCGUGUAGAGCAGCAACAUCGUCGACACGCGUCUGUUCUUCAUGCUUCUGUCGCUGUAAAGACUGAUCGUCUCUACACUCAGAUGUAUGUUUCUUGAUGUUGAAGCACCAAUAGUGAGUCAAGUUUUGUUUAAAUAUACUGACGCUCAUUCAGGGAAAGUUCCUGAAACAAGGGACUGUGAAGGGACCAAGUGGAAGAAUCUCACCCAAUGAAAGGUUGUUUUUAGAAUAUGGAGUCAGAACUUAAAUAUGAACCCUUUAAACGUGACAAACAUUUAUGUUGUCAGUCUUAGCUUUCAUUAUAGUUUAAUGUUGACUUUGUUCAAGAACACAAAGCUUGAUGUUUUCCUGUCUGAUGGUAAACUGGGCAGCUGCACUCUGAUUUAUCUGAAUGUGUCUUUGUCAUAAACUUUAGACAAAAGAAAGCAUCAAAAAAUGUUUUUAAUACUGUCAUCAAAUCUCAUGUUCAGACUUCCUCAGUGCUGUCUGACUUCCUGUCUGUGGCUCUCCGCUCCGAGCCCAUCGGUUCCUACUGAACAUGUAGCUCUUUCUCACUGAUGUGUUUUUAAUGGAGGUCUAUGGCUCAGAGGAAGAAGAGGUACACACAGUUACUGUUAGCAGAUACUUUCACUGCUGCUUCGAGUCUGAACAUGAGAUUUAAUCAGAAGAGGAAAACUAAACAACAUCACCACAUUUAUGCUCUAACAGAGAUCAUACCUGUCAGUGGUUCCCGACUUAUUUUGCUUGUGGCGCCUCAUCACAGGUCCAUUUUGAUCUGAGGGAUUUUUAGGAACUUGAAGAGAAGAAAGAGAAGCGUCUUAAAAGAAACAAUGAGAAAAAACACACUUUCUGUCUCGUUUUUAAUCAGUUUGGUCUCAGAGAGUGAGAAGUUUGGGAACCACUGAGGUAUGCAUUCUGCAACAAGUAGUUGCAUUAGAAUAAUUUGCACUUUAUGUUACUGCUCAGUGCUUUCUUAAUGGAUUUUUAGGAUGUUUGCUGUAAUAACUCUGUAAUUUGGUACAUAUUUAUAGGGAAAAUACUGUAUGUAGAAUGUUCAGUUGGUACAGAUUCAGAUUAACCAAUGCCUGUUAAUUUAACCCGCAGAGGCUUUUAUGUGUCUACAGGAACGCAUACAGUUCAACAUAGGAAUAAAAUACAGUGGCCAGUAAUAAGUGAAUAAUUAGUAAAUAUUUACUCGGGCUUAAAAGGAGCUUUUCUUUCAAGGAAGUUACUCUGGAAUGGUCUUUUACAGCAUUGUCUUCAGUUUCUCUAUAAUAAGUACCAAAUUAGGCCGUUCUUUCCAAGAAACUUGCUAAAAAUAAUGGACCAUAAAAUAAAGAGUGGCCAUUACUCUGUUGUUUUGCCUUUGCACACUCACUGUCUCUCACUGGAAGCCCUGCAGUCGACUGUAGAAAAUCUGGGCGCUGGAUUAAGAUGUCAUUUAUCUUUAUUUCUCUGAAUGUAAUUUAAGAGGAAAUAUUAACAGCCUUUAUUGUCUUAUCUUGAAAAAUGUGUUUUAAAUAUGAACAAAUGCUCAUAAGAAUCUCCUGCGUUCUCGUCCUCGAUGUGCCUGGAGCGCCGCUCGCCUGCUGAAAUAUGAGAUACUUCUUCUGUGGUGCAAUAUAUCAAAUAAAUGGAAGGAAUAUUAUUGUAGUCAAACUGUAUUUGGUAUCUAAUCUGUCACAGAUGUUGGAUCACUUGCAGGUUUUUUGAUAUUUCUCACUGCGGUGUGUCUGUUAUUGGUUAAAAAAAAUGUUGUGGACCAUAAAUAAAUAAUGAAAGCAUCAUGCUGUAUUUGUUUUACUGGCAAAUAAAACCAUUUAUUGUUUGUGUUGUUUUCCCAACAUUGAA
This is a messenger RNA of Chelmon rostratus (copperband butterflyfish), 4367 nucleotides long. RefSeq names its product kinesin-associated protein 3a (gene kifap3a). The coding region runs from base 84 to 2450 and encodes 788 amino acids. The record is from RefSeq and is a predicted model, not a curated record. The transcript is spliced from 20 exons. Gene Ontology annotation, cellular component: kinesin II complex; ciliary transition zone; axoneme. Lineage: Eukaryota; Metazoa; Chordata; Actinopteri; Chaetodontiformes; Chaetodontidae. Gene Ontology annotation, molecular function: kinesin binding. Gene Ontology annotation, biological process: cilium organization; microtubule-based movement.